This is a messenger RNA of Cricetulus griseus (Chinese hamster), 1254 nucleotides long. The record is from RefSeq and is a predicted model, not a curated record. Lineage: Eukaryota; Metazoa; Chordata; Mammalia; Rodentia; Cricetidae.
AUGGCUGUCCUGUGGCUGCUGCUGGCAGGGCUGCCCUCCUUCUUAGUGGGAGUCUUUGCAUGGGUUCUUAUUCAGCACUUUCUCACUACAGAAAUUCCCUCCACCCUCAAGCACCCGGUGAAGUUAUGGUUUAUCCACGGCAUGUUGCUGUAUGUGUUAACUCUGGGGAACAUACUAGAGAAACUGAGGAUUUGCGCCAUGCCCCGGUUUUUACAGUUUCUCGAAAGCCUAAUGCCGAUAAAUAAGGAUCCUAACGUGUUGGUGACUGACUUGCAUUUUGGGACAAUCCCUGUGAGGCUGCUGAAGCCCAAGAAAGCGUCUUCCCAACCCCGGCGAGGCAUCAUCUUCUAUCAUGGAGGAGGUGCACUUACUGGAAGCCUGGACCGUUACCAAAGCCUGUGCAGCCUCUUGGCCAGUGAGACAGACUCGGUGGUGCUGAUGGUGGGGUACUGCAAGCUUCCUGGCUACCAUCACCCUGUCCUUAUCAAUGAUUGCCAGAAUGCUUCCAUCUAUUUCCUGAAGAACCUGGAAUCCUUUGGGGUGGACCCAUCCCAGGUUGUUCUCUGUGGAGAGAGUAUUGGAAGUUGGGCUGUGGCCAUUGUCACUCAGGCCUUAACCUGCAUUCCCAGUCUACCCCAUAUCAACGCUCAAAUCCUGAUUUGUCCACUAGUAAAUUUCAUCAAUUUUCAGUUACCAUCACAUCAGCAGAACAAAAAUGUGCCAUUACUUACCAGAGACUUCAUGUUUAUGUGUAUGUGUAAAUACCUGGUCAUUGACCUCUGUUGGAAAGAUGCCAUGUUGACAGGUUCUGCCAUACCUCUGGACAAGUGGAAGAACUACAGGAAAUGGCUCAGCUAUGACAACAUCCCCAGAAGAUACUAGAGCCAGGAUUCACAACCUGAAAUUCUUGGGCCUUUUAAUGAGGCCACCUAUCUAGAAACCAAACAUACUUGGAGUGCAGAAAUUUCACCUCUUCUAGAAGACAUUGCUCAGCUUCCUAAGACAUUUCUGGUGAGCUGUGAGCAUGACAAUCUCCGUGAUGAUGUCCUGCUCUACAAGAAGCACUUGGAAGACUAGGAGUUCCCUGUCAGCUGGUAUCAUAUGGAUGAUGGCUUUCAUGGGUGCCUAUUGUUUGAUAAGAAGUGUUUUUCUUUCCCUUGCUCUAUGAAACUUACAAAUGCUCUCAGUAGUUACAUAAAGAGAUUUGAUAGUAAACUUGGGCUUUCUGUGGAGCAGGGCAAGGAAGACCUAUGA